Kluyveromyces marxianus DMKU3-1042 is the source of this 2094-nucleotide messenger RNA. It is a transcript of the gene RIM13, whose product is annotated as Rim13p. The transcript has a single exon. The record is from RefSeq and is a predicted model, not a curated record. NCBI's taxonomy places the organism in Eukaryota, Fungi, Ascomycota, Saccharomycetes, Saccharomycetales, Saccharomycetaceae. Bases 1 to 2094 code for a protein of 697 amino acids.
AUGUCUCUUGAGUCUAGCUUUGUUGCAGAACAACAUACAAGGCCCUUAUGGAAAGAGCUAUAUGAAAUAUGUUGGUCCUUUUACGUGAAGAAUCACUGGAAUGCAGAUAAAUUCAAAGAAAUCAUAAGAGAUGUACAAAAGAGCGACGAUCCUCAACUCAUAAGAUUUCUGCUAUGGUUUAAUGAUGCACGGACUCGUACUAAUUUUAAUGACAGAUUUGAGUGGUUGACUUCUUUCCACCGCGGCAGACGUUAUCCUCCUUUGCGCUCUGAUUUGGAAGUUAGAGAGGCAUGGAACAAUUUAAGUGAACUUGAUACUUUGGUAAGGUACGGAAAUGAGCCCAUUUCAUUAUACAAAUUUGAUUCACUUGUUACUGAGAGUUUUGAAAAGAUUACUCAGAAUGUUAAGGUUAAUGAUUGCUCAUUGGUAUGCAGUUUGAUAAAUGCUCGAGAAAAGGGACAAUUGCAUUAUUACUAUUCAAAAGACAUUAUGAAUAUCACAUUUUAUUUCAAUGGCUGCUCACGGCUUGUUUCUGUGCUUUCAAAUUCGAGUUUCCCAAAGUUAACGCAUGAUGGUUCCAUCUUAACGUUGUACUCUAACAAGAUCGAAGACAGAUUGAUUGAACUAGCAUAUUUUGAGAUUAAAAAUGAUAGAGAUUAUAACUACAAUGGGUCUAAUACAGCAGCAGAUACAUACUUAAUAACAGGAUGGAUUCCAGAAAUAUUUGACAUUCGCUCUACUACUCCAGGGGAUUUGAGAAAACUUGUUGAUACUGAUAACUCCAUGUUAGCAAUUGGUAGUGAAGCAACUACAAAUGCUAAUAUACCGGGGUUCCACGAUUUUGUGAUCUCCUCCAUAGACUGGGAUGAUAAUAGUAUCAAUAUCUCUAACCCACAUACAUCUGAACCACCAGUUUCCUACACUUGGACGGAACUAUUGCAUAAAUUUAAAUGGUUAUAUGUUAACUGGAAUCCAUCAGCCAAAUACACUACUCACAAAAGACUUCAUGACAGAUAUUUGGAGUCUUUUAAUAAAUACCCUACAUGGACACAGAAACCACUGAUUAAAGUUACUAACAAUUCUUCCUCUAUUCAGGCAUGUCACUUGUUUUUGGAAAGACAUCUAUAUGACAAGGAUCCCCCAAAUUCUGACCUCAUUUUGGGAGAAUUACCUAGGUCAGGGUUCACAACUGUUGAGGCAAGAGGUAAUAACACUGGAUUUUACAAUAUAGAGUUGACUUUGGAACCCAACGAAACCAGAACUUUUUUUUACCAUUCGGAUACAAAGUGUAACUUGACAUUCCAUUUAUUAGCAAACUCCGAUAACGUUCUCAUAUCCAAAACGAAAAGCGAUAUUACUACUAUCGAAUCAAGUUGGAAUAUCACUAAUAAUAGCUACCCCAUAGAAUCCAGUGAGUUGUUUAAAAAUCCGGCAUUUAAAUUAAACGUGAAUGGCUCCGAUGAUAUAUUCUUGGACUUGGAGCUUGUGUCUCAACACCUUGCAAAAGUUAACUUCGAGGUUUUCGAAACAAUGGAUUAUGCUUUUCAAAAGCCACUUUCAAGAAACAAACACUACGCUCCUCAGAUUUGUUCUGAAAGUAGCUUAAGGCUAAUCCCUGGUAUUGAAUAUUAUGUCCUCUGUUCGUUAGAGUAUCCUGUUGAAACACCUUUCAUUCUUACUCUGCGAGGUUCAAGUCCUGAGUAUAAAUUUAAUAUCACACCGUAUUCUCUAGCAUUUGGUGGAUUAAGAUACAAUAAAUCAAUUCACUUCAAACAGAAAUUAAUUAUUGACAUUCAAAACUUCACAAAGACUUACUUCAUAAUAUACCAGAGCAAUUUUGCUGCCUCACAGAAACUUCCUACACCGCAACUGCUCAGAAUUCAACUUUACGACAGUGAAACUAAAACUAUUAUUCAUGAUAACACUUUGCAAAGUCAUGACCUCUCUUUGAAUCCAUAUGUGCUUCCAAAUAUUGAACUUCGCCCAUCUAUUUACACACUUGAAGUUGAUUGUAACAACUCUGUUCUCACUGCCAACGUUGGAUCGUCGCAUAAAAUUGAUAUUCAGUCUUCGGUUACUGGGUACGGCUUGUAG